Messenger RNA from Cydia pomonella (codling moth), 3287 nucleotides. RefSeq lists its product as uncharacterized. The record is from RefSeq and is a predicted model, not a curated record. The coding region runs from base 504 to 1892 and encodes 462 amino acids. Gene Ontology annotation, molecular function: zinc ion binding; nucleic acid binding. NCBI's taxonomy places the organism in Eukaryota, Metazoa, Arthropoda, Insecta, Lepidoptera, Tortricidae. The transcript is spliced from 2 exons.
AUAUUGUUGGAGAAUGCAGAAGCAUAGCGCCUGACAAAAACAUCUCUGCAAAUCCGCCCGCACUCCUGUGCGCUUCAAUUUAUUAUAAUAGGAUUUUUUUAGUUUUAAGCACUUACACUUAAGCUUUUGUACCGACUGGUAAUAAAAUAGCCAUGUCCUAAAUUAAAUUACGCUAGUUUCCAUUCUCCUCCUGAAAGACCCAAACAUGGUCCUUCGAACCGGAUAGAAGACACCAGCGACUAAAAUAAUAAUACGGUCAAGAGGAAUGUGGAAUUGUUGGAGAGUUACGUAUCAAUUGGCAUUUGGUGGCACCAUCAUCGAACCAAAGAAGAAACAAAGGAUCGUCUAAAGUGGUCGAGAUUUAAAAUAAUUAUAAGACUUUAGUAGAGAAAAGUGGUAAUCCUGUGCUAAUUGUGUAUAUUAAAUUUAAUCCAGCACUCUACAGGUAUUAUUUCAAGUGUAAUUUAACUCUGUGACAAGGUUGACUACACUCGCUUCCCAAAAUGACUGAAGAAAAAGAGCUAAUCGCCAGGCGGGCCAGCUAUAAAGGCCGACUAACCAUUUUUGAAAAAUAUAUGGAGGGUUUGAAAGUUGCUUCAUUGACAUCAGCUGAGGUAAAUGAAUUGCAGUUGCGUAUGGGCAAAAUUGAAGCGUUGUAUGUCCAUUAUGAUGAGGUUCAAUUAAAACUUGAGUGCAGUUCGAGUGACUCUGACAGUCAGUUAACUGAGCGAGCAGAGUUUGAAAGUAGGUAUUUUAAAUUACUUUCUAAUGCUCAAGAUAUAUUGGCCAAAUACGCCAAAAAGCAAGACUCGACUUUCAACUCGGCCGCAAGCGACCAAUCAUCGCAUAAAGGAAAUAAUAAGCUUGUUCGGUUACCAACUAUUCAAUUGCCAAAAUACAAUGGUUCCUAUGAAAAUUGGUUAGGCUUUCGCGACACCUUUACUAGCCUCAUUCACUCUAACGACGAUAUAGACGACAUAAACAAAUUUCAUUACCUUAGGGCUUCCCUGGAGGCAUCCGCUGCAGUCGUCAUACAGUCGGUAGAAUUCUCGUCUGACAACUAUGCCUUGGCUUGGAAUCUUCUAUGUGAUCGCUUCAAUAACAAGCGCCAAUUGCUGCAGAAUCAUGUAUCGGCCUUGUUCAAUAUUGAACCGAUUGCACGAGAAUCUUCUAGUCAUAUUAAAAGGGUCAUAGAUCAGGUUAACAAAAACCUUCGUUCUUUAGAAACACUAGGCGAACCCGUUAAAGAAUGGUCAACACUUCUCAUUCACAUUAUUUCACAAAAGUUAGACACAAAAUCAUUUCGUGAGUGGGAGGAGUUCAAGGGUGGUUUAGACAAAAACAAAACUGCUACUUUCGAGGAGUUCCUAACUUUCCUACAAAGCCGUGCUGAUUUACUCGAAAUACUAGAAUUAUCAUCGAAUCAGUCACUUCAACACACUAAAAGUGCAACUAAAAUUAAAACUAUGAUAGCAGUGCAGGACAAAAUAGGUAAUAAUAGCAAUAAAACUCAGCCGCCGGCGACUAAGCCGUGCCCGAAAUGUAAGGGCGAUCAUUGCUUAUCAAACUGUGCACAAUUUCUUGCGUUAAGUAAUACGGUUCGAUUGCAACUAUUACCUAAUUAUAAGGUUUGUUUUAACUGUUUUAGAGGUGGUCAUUAUGCCAAUCACUGUAAAAAACCUGGUUGCAAGAUAUGCAAACGAAAACACCAUACGUUAAUUCACGUAUCUGAGAGCAUACCUAGAUCGACAUUAAAUAGUGAUAAUUGCACGGGCGUUAUCAGUGGUGUCGACCAGAGGACUGCGCCCGCGCUCCCGCUCCCCGCCAGUGCCGUGCCGGCUCAGGUUGCAUUGUCAGCAAAUGUCUCGCCGAGUACUUCGUCUUCAUACUGACAUAGGGCACAAGACGUACUGUUAUCAACUGCACUUAUAAAAAUAUACGAUUCGAAUAAACAGGAGCACAUCGCUCGCUGUGUUUUAGAUAAUGGCAGUAUGUCUUGUCUCAUGUCUCAAAAAAUGUAUAAUAGGCUAAACCUGGCAACCGAUUUUGUAAAUAAAAGUCUUAUAGGUGUAAACAAAAAGUCGUCGCCUAUAACUGAAAUGUGUCGAGUCGAAAUUAAAUCGCUCAAUGAGAGGUUCGCAAGUGAUUUGCACUGUUAUAUUUUGCCUUCAAUUACGGACGUUAUUCCCUCUCAUCGAAUCGACGUGUCAAAAUUAAAUAUUCCAUCUAACAUAUGCCUAGCGGACCCGUAUUUUUACAAGCCGUCUAAUGUAGAUAUGAUAAUUGGGGCCGAACUAUUCUGGGAUUUGUUAGGAUAUCAAAAAAUUAAACUGGGUCACGGUUUGCCGAUCCUUUGGGAAACUCAACUUGGAUGGUUGGUUUCCGGUCCUAUUUAUAGACGCAACGAAUCGACAAUGCCGUCAUCAUCAUCAUCCAUUAAAUGUAAUUUCGUAACAGUUAAUUCAGGCAACGCUCUCUCCACCGUUGAUGACGACCUUCAAAACCAAUUAGCGCGUUUUUGGCAACUGGAGGAAGUUAGCCAUCAGUCGUCUCAAUAUUCUCACGAAGAGAAAUUAUGUGAGGAGCAUUUUCAAGCUAACACUGUUCGUUUGAAGGACGGAAGUUUUUGUGUUAGGUUGCCUUUAAAGCAGAGUCCUAAAUUGUUAGGCGAAUCAUUUCAAAGAGCCAAACAUUGCUUCUUAUCGUUGGAGCGUAGGUGGAAAAAUAGACCAUCAUUCAGGAAGCUAUACAUCGAGUUUAUGUCGGAGUAUCACGCUUUAGGUCACAUGUCCGAGUACGUACCUACCGAUUCGGGUACAGGUACCUACUUUAUACCCCACCACGGAAUUUUACGGGACAGUACCACUACCAAAUUAAGGACUGUCUUUAAUGCUAGUAGUCCCACUACUUCCGGUGUUUCGCUAAACGAUUUGCAAAUGAUUGGACCAACUGUCCAAGAUGAUCUGCUGUCAAUACUCAUACGUUUUCGGCAGCAUAAAUACGUAAUAUCUGCUGACAUUGAAAAAAUGUACAGGACCGUAUUUCUUCAUCCUGAUGAUCGCAAGCUACAGCUGAUCCUAUGGCGUGAAAAUGAGUCUGACGCCUUAAAGACUUAUCAGCUAAAUACCGUAAGUUAUGGGACGGCUAGCGCAGCAUUUUUAGCAUGUCGAUGUCUUAAACAAAUAGGUUUAGAUUGUCAAGAUAAACCGUUAUCUGAAAUAAUAAUUCACGAUUUUUAUGUCGAUGAUUUACUGACCGGGGGAGAUGAUUUUGACGAGGUUAUUAGA